AAAUCCUGUAUAUGAGUCAAUGGUAGACUAUUUUGAUUUUCAGCCCAUCAUCUUAAGCUUACCUGGAAAGUAGGUUUUUUACCACUAAAACAAAGUUGUAGUACAAUAAACAUGAAAAUUUAAGGAAACUUCUUUUUAUUGUAGUACUACGUUGUACUACAUGCAAGCUAUGUUGAGAGGGAGUGGACUUUAUUUUGUCUUCCUCUAGCCAUGCCAAAUAUAAAUUAAUGUGUCCAGGGUCUACAACUUCUGAAUUAGCCCAUGUUAUUGUUUCCUUAAUCUCUUCACACCCGGUUUAGAAUUCUAUAUUACAUUUCAUUAUUUCAACGUUCUACUGUCAAAACAAUAAUUGAAGUGGUGGAAUCUGUGAAUCCAAUGGAUACUAGAAGCAAUGAAGAAGAAAGAGAGAUUGAGAAUCAUCACAUUGAAGAGGGUCAAGUGGCUAUGGAUGAAGAGUUGAAUAGAAUAGCACCAUGGAGGAAACAGAUAACAGUUAGAGGACUAAUAGCUAGUCUUAUAAUUGGAAUAAUUUAUAGUGUGAUUGUGAUGAAACUCAAUCUCACUACUGGAUUAGUCCCUAAUCUCAAUGUUUCUGCUGCUCUACUUGGUUUCGUGUUUAUUCGAAGUUGGACUAAGAUUCUUUCAAAAGCUAAUAUUGUAUCAGCUCCAUUCACAAGACAAGAGAAUACUAUCAUUCAAACUUGUGCAGUUGCUUGCUAUAGCAUCGCUGUUGGAGGUGGUUUUGGAUCUUAUCUAUUGGGGUUGAAUAGGAGGACUUAUGAGCAAGCAGGGAUUGAUACACCAGGGAAUACUCCUGGUAGUACCAAGGAGCCUGCAAUUGGUUGGAUGACAGCAUUUCUAUUUGUGACCAGUUUUGUUGGACUUUUAGCUUUGGUCCCCAUCAGAAAGAUAAUGAUUAUAGACUACAAAUUAACUUAUCCAAGUGGAACUGCUACUGCUGUUCUCAUUAAUGGAUUCCAUACUCCUAAAGGAGAUGUGAUGGCCAAGAAGCAGGUUCAUGGAUUCGUGAAAUUCUUCUCGGCAAGUUUUGUGUGGGCAUUCUUUCAGUGGUUCUUCACCGGUGGAGAUAAUUGUGGAUUUGUUCAAUUUCCUACUUUUGGAUUGCAAGCAUGGAAAAACUCAUUUUACUUCGAUUUCAGUAUGACUUAUGUUGGAGCAGGAAUGAUUUGUUCUCAUCUUGUUAAUUUAUCAUUACUUCUUGGUGCUGUGGUUUCUUGGGGCAUCAUGUGGCCAUUAAUCAAAGGACUAAAAGGAGAAUGGUUCCCUGCUAGUAUACCAGAAAGUAGCAUGAGGAGUCUCAAUGGUUAUAAGGUUUUUAUUUCCAUUGCCUUGAUUCUUGGUGAUGGGCUUUACAAUUUUAUCAAAGUUCUCUAUUUCACUGGCACAAAUAUCCAUGCCAACAUGAAAAAGAGGGAUCUUAAUACAUUCUCCAGUAACCAGAAACCAUUGCCUCUUGAUGAUCUCAGACGUAACGAAAUGUUUGCAAGAGAAAAUAUUCCUAUAUGGUUGGCAUGUACAGGGUACGUAUUGUUUUCCAUCGUCUCAAUUGUUGUAAUCCCGUUGAUGUUCCCUCAGGUGAAGUGGUAUUUCGUCCUGUUUGCGUAUAUUUUUGCACCCUCGCUCGGCUUCUGCAAUGCUUAUGGUGCUGGAUUAACUGAUAUGAACAUGGCCUAUAACUAUGGAAAAGUGGCUCUCUUUGUGCUUGCAGCCUUAGCUGGAAAAAGUGAUGGUGUAGUUGCUGGACUUGUAGGGUGUGGUUUGAUUAAAUCUAUUGUUUCAAUUUCAUCUGAUUUGAUGCACGAUUUGAAGACUGGCCAUCUCACUCUGACUUCACCGCGUUCGAUGCUUGUAAGCCAAGCAAUUGGUACAGCAAUAGGUUGUGUUGUUGCUCCUGUCACAUUCUUCCUUUUUUAUAAGGCUUUUGAUGUUGGAAAUCCAGAUGGUAUUUACAAGGCUCCAUAUGCUAUUAUAUAUAGAAACAUGGCAAUUUUGGGUGUGGAAGGCUUUUCUGCUCUUCCAGAUCAUUGCUUGCAAUUGUGUUGUGGAUUUUUCGCAUUUGCUAUAGUGGCUAAUUUGGUCAGAGAUCUUGGCCCACAACAAGUUGGGAAAUGGAUUCCACUUCCAAUGGCUAUGGCUGUGCCUUUUUUAGUUGGUGGCUACUUUGCCAUUGAUAUGUGUGUGGGCAGUUUAGUUGUGUUUGCAUGGCAUAUGCUGAACAAAAAGGAAGCUGGUUUGAUGGUUCCUGCAGUUGCUUCUGGUUUGAUUUGUGGAGAUGGAUUGUGGAUUCUUCCUUCAUCCAUUCUCGCUUUGUUAAAGGUUCGUCCCCCAAUAUGCAUGAGCUUCUUCCCAUCUAGGUAGAAUGUUCGGAUUUGGAUUUGGUGCAGUAACUGCGUCCCAAGGUUAUCUAUUUCAACCGUUCAAUCUCAAAUUAAUUGCCGAGAUAAUUUUAAGCUGCUUUUGUUAUUGCGCAAUCAGGAACAUCCAAUCUGAGAUCAUUCGGUAGAGAUAGAUAUCUGUGUAACUGCAUCUUUUGUUUACUGCAGCAAGUCCAAAGUUCACAUUCAGUGAUAUAAUAUUACUUAUAGUGAUUAGAGGAAUUAGAUGUAGUUAGAUUACUCUACCUAAGGUAUUUAUGGUUAUAAUGCCAUAGGAUAGCUAGGAGGCUUGCUUAUUAGUUAUUAUAUAUAUAUAUAUAUACAUAAAAUGUGCAAGCUUUGUAGUCCAGAUUAAUAUGUAAAUCCAGCUUAUAUUCCACAAGAAGAAUGUGUACAAAAAUUGUAAGCAAAAAUACUGUGACAAAUUUUGACAUAUUUGAAUAGGAUGACCAAUUUGAGCACAA
This is a messenger RNA of Medicago truncatula (barrel medic), 2860 nucleotides long. RefSeq names its product metal-nicotianamine transporter YSL3. The transcript is spliced from 8 exons. Gene Ontology annotation, molecular function: iron-nicotianamine transmembrane transporter activity; oligopeptide transmembrane transporter activity. Bases 376 to 2379 code for a protein of 667 amino acids. Gene Ontology annotation, cellular component: plasma membrane. NCBI's taxonomy places the organism in Eukaryota, Viridiplantae, Streptophyta, Magnoliopsida, Fabales, Fabaceae. The record is from RefSeq and is a predicted model, not a curated record. Gene Ontology annotation, biological process: response to iron ion; seed development.